Molecule: messenger RNA, 2060 nt
Organism: Chlamydomonas reinhardtii
Lineage: Eukaryota; Viridiplantae; Chlorophyta; Chlorophyceae; Chlamydomonadales; Chlamydomonadaceae
Exons: 4
Coding region: 83-2005 (640 amino acids)
Biological process (GO): transmembrane transport
Cellular component (GO): membrane
Source: RefSeq, a predicted model, not a curated record
GGAUAGCAAUGAAGUAGCGAAUGACAUUACGUGUAAGCCUGCGCAGCGCGAGCGCUCUGGCGUGCGCUGACACAAAGUCAGAAUGCUGAACGAGCGCUAUUUGGCGGUGGUCACCACGGGCAUACAGACGCUAUGCAUCAUCGGGGCGGGCCGGUUAGCGGCCAACCGCGGCCUGUUCGAGCCAACCUCGGUCACCCGCAUACUCAACCGCUUCGUUGUAGUCGUGUGCCUACCGGCGCUCCAGUUUUGGCUGCUGGCCAUUAAGACGGACAUGCGCAACAUGGAGCAUUGGCGGGCGGUUGGAGCCUUCAUGCUGUGGACGCUCCUUGUGCAACUGGCGUGCACGGCGUGGGUGAUCAUUUUCGAACGCGGCAAGCUAAGCAGGAUCGGCGUCCACAGCCUGGUGCUGGUUGCCAACAACACCGGCAUCUUGGCCCCAGUGGUGUUGGAAGCGGCGGUGGCGCCAUCAGCCGCCGCCAUUGGCAUGCUCGCCACAAUCGUGCUUUACUUCCAGCAGCUGCCCACUGCCAUGGUGCUGUUUGAGUUAGACCGUAUUGCAACCAGCAAGGGUGCCGCUGCGGCCGCUGCCGCGGCGGCGGCGGGUACGGGCGGAGGGGCCCUGCACACGCCAGCCGGCGCCGAUGCUUCGGCGCUGGAUGCGACAACGUCGACUUCAUCGCUGGCCAAGUGGCUGCGGCAGGCGACGGGGCCGGGCGGCGAGCGACAGGCUGCGCUGCAGAAGCCCAUUACAUUGGUGGGGAAGGUUAGCGGCGGCGGCACGGGGCAGGCGGCGGCUGGCGCAUGGCCAUCGCCGGUGCAGGCUGCGACGGCGGCGGCUUUGGGGCAGUCGCCGGCAGAUGCACGAUUGGGCUUCAGGGACGGCGAGGAGCUGCCGCCCGUGGCACGCGCUCGGGGCACGGCUGGCGGUGCUGCGUCGCGCACGCACCGGGCGUCUCCACUAGUAAGGCAAGGCGAGGAUGAGGCGGGCGGCGGCCAGGCGGUGCUUGUGUCGGGACGCGACGUGGGGGUCGUGUCGCGAAGUCGCGCACACGGACAUAGCGGCGGUAGCGGCGCCGCUGCCGAAGAUGCUGGGCUUGCGGCUGCGUCCCAGGUGGCCACGGCAGCGGCAGCGGCUGGGGUGCAGGUGGUGCAUGGCCAUACACCAGCGCGCCCCACCAUGGCGAUGCCCACCCACAAUCCACAUUUCUACUCGCUUCCCACGUCGGGAACACCCACGCAACAUCACAACCCAUACCAGCACCCGAAUGAGGGCGGUGGGCACCAACACCUGCCCCUGUCCUACGCCGGCGCCGCGGCCGCGGCUAUCUCCGCCGCCACAUCCACCGUGGCCACGGCCACGGCCAGCCCCGCCGCCAGCUCGCCGGAGCGCAGCUCAGUGUCGUUCUUAAACCCGCCGCCGCCGUCGGAGCCGCCGCACGAGCCCAGCCUGCGGCACGCGGCGCAGCUGGUGCUGUCCAAUGCGCUCAUGUGGACCACGGGCGCGGCUACGGUGGUGUCCAUGCUGGGGCUGCACGCGCUGCUGGACCCGGCGGAGCCCACGCACAUACCGCUGCUGGGGUUCGUGGAGGGCACGCUGGCGUGGCUGGCGCGCUGCUCCGUGCCCGUGUCGCUGUUCGCCAUGGGACUGUGGGGCGCCAGCCGCGCCGCCGAGACGUCCGGCAGUGGCAGCGGGCGCGGCUGGAUCGUCAAGACAGCCGUUUACCUGGCGAUCAAGCUGUUCCUUCUGCCCUGGGUGAUGGUGUUUGUGAACAGCCUGCUGGGGCUGGGCGGGCGGCUGGGGCGGUCCAUGGUGGUGCUCACGUGCGUGCCGGUGGGGCAGAUGGCGUUUGUGGUUAGCGAGCAGUACGGCGAGGGCGCAGAGGCGGUGACGGGCGUGAUGCAGGUGGGGCUGCUGCUUAUGCUGCCGCACGUGGUUGCGGUCAUGGCGGCGCUAAGAUGGCUGGGGCUGUACGAGGAGGACGUGAUGAUGAUUCGUGGGCGGUAGCGGACAUACAUUAUAUGUGCGCCCGGACUGUGGGCUGUCCUCAGCAGAAGUACGC